Molecule: messenger RNA, 3305 nt
Organism: Nicotiana tabacum (common tobacco)
Lineage: Eukaryota; Viridiplantae; Streptophyta; Magnoliopsida; Solanales; Solanaceae
Product: putative LRR receptor-like serine/threonine-protein kinase At1g07650
Biological process (GO): protein phosphorylation
Molecular function (GO): protein binding; ATP binding; protein kinase activity
Source: RefSeq, a predicted model, not a curated record
UAAUGCCCCCACCUCAUCAGCACUUCACUCUUAUAAAAUGAACUUUCACCCAAUCUUCUUUUUUCUAUGCUCAUAAAGGAGUACUGAAAUUCUCAAGUAUUUCGUAUUGCUUACAAUUUAAUUAUAGGUAGCUAGAAAAUGAGCAUAAUGCUUCUUAAAUCUAUAUUCUCUUCUUCUUUUUUCCUAGUUUUCUUCACAGUUCACUGUUUAGCAGCCAGUAAUUCCAAGUCCAAGCUCCAUCCAGCAGAAGUGAAAGCAUUGAAAGAGAUAGCCAAAAAGCUUGGGAAAAGAGAUUGGGAUUUUGACAAGGAUCCUUGCAGUGGAGAAGGGAAUUGGAGUGUUGCAGUUACUGUUAAAGGACUUGAGAGUUCUGUUGCUUGUGAUUGCUCUUUUAACAACAAUUCGACCUGUCAUAUUACCUCCAUAGCUCUGAAAGCACAGAAUAUUUCAGCAAAUGUUCCACCAGAAUUCGCCCAACUUCGCCAUCUUAAGCAAUUGGACCUCAGCCGUAAUUAUCUCAAUGGUUCAAUACCGUCUCAGUGGGCGUCACUGCGCUUGCUUGGCCUCUCUGUUAUGGGAAACCACUUGUCUGGUCCAUUUCCAAAAGUUCUCACCAAAAUCCCUACGCUUAGGAACCUGAGCAUUGAAGGAAACAGAUUUUCAGGAUCAAUUCCUCCAGAAAUUGGCAAUUUGGUUCAUAUGGAAAAGCUCGUGUUGUCCUCGAAUGAAUUCACCGGAGCUUUGCCACCCACAUUAGCCAAGCUAACCAACUUAACUGAUUUGAGGAUAAGUGACAACAAUUUUACUGGAAAGAUACCAAAAUUUAUCAGCAACUGGACAAAAAUUGAGAAACUGCAUAUACAAGGCUGUUCUCUUGAGGGUCCUAUCCCUUCUGCUAUAUCUUCCCUUACAAGCUUAAUUGAUUUAAGGAUCAGUGACCUAAAAAGUGGAAAAUCUGGUUUUCCACCAUUAGAUAAUCUAGAAUCCAUGAAAGUACUAAUACUAAGGAAGUGCUUAAUUCAUGGUGAGAUUCCUGAAUAUAUAGGGGACAUGAAGAAAUUAAAGACACUGGACCUUAGUUUUAACAGCUUGUCUGGUGAGAUCCCGUCAUCUUUUCUACACCUAUCCAAAGUAGAUUUUAUGUAUUUGACAGGAAACAAACUUACUGGACCUGUUCCUGAGUGGAUAUUAUCAAGAAAUAAGAAUGUAGACGUUUCGUAUAACAAUUUUACAUGGGAAACCACAGCACCUAUUGAAUGCCCGCGUGGAAGCGUAAACUUGGUGGAGAGCUAUUCUGCGUUGGGACAAGAAUCAAACAAAGUUCAUCCUUGCCUGAAGCAUGAUUUCCCUUGUUCAGAACCAACAAAUAAGCAACAGUAUUCUUUGUACAUCAAUUGUGGAGGCAAGGAAGUAUCGAUCAAGAAUGGUACAAGCCGCAAAACAUAUGAAGCUGAUUUAGAAGCCAGAGGUGCUUCUAUGUAUUAUUCAAGACAUAACUGGGCAUUUAGCAGCACAGGAAAUUUCAUGGACAAUGACGUUGAUUCUGAUGUCUAUAUCGAUACCAAUGUCUCUGCCCUGCUUAAUGUCAAGGCUCCAGAAGUUGAACUAUACAAAACUGCACGUGCAUCUCCCCUCUCCCUCACAUAUUAUGGACAGUGUCUAAUGAAUGGAAACUAUACUGUCAAGCUCCAUUUUGCGGAGAUAAUAUUCACAAAUGACACUUCAUUCAACAGUCUUGGAGAACGGAUAUUUGAUGUGUACUUGCAGGAAAAUUUGGUGUUGAAGGAUUUUAACAUUGCAAAAGAAGCUGGUGGGCCGGGGCAGCCCAUUGUGAAAACUUUCACUGCAGCUGUGACAAGCCACACGCUGAAGAUCCAUUUUUACUGGGCAGGAAAGGGGACUACAGGAAUUCCCGUUAGAGGGGUUUAUGGUCCUCUAAUUUCUGCUAUAUCAGUGGAUCCUAAUUUUACACCUCCUUUGCCUGCCGCUCAACGGAGUAAAAUUCAUGUUGGCAUAUUGGCCGGGGCAAUAGCUGGAUCGGUGUUUGUUUUCCUUCUGAUCAUUGGUAUCUUAUAUAAGAGAGGUUGUCUUGGAGAAAAAGUAUCUGCUGAUAAAGAACUUCAAGGACUGGAUCUACAAGCUGGACUAUUUACUCUCAGACAGAUUAAAGCCGCGACAAAGAAUUUUGACCCAGAAAACAAGAUAGGGGAAGGUGGUUUUGGCUCAGUUUAUAAGGGUCUAUUAUCUGAUGGAACAGUAAUCGCAGUGAAGCAACUUUCUUCAAAGUCAAAACAAGGAACUAGAGAAUUUUUGAAUGAAGUAGGCAUGAUAUCUGCAGUACAACAUCCGAAUCUCGUGAAGCUUUAUGGAUGUUGCAUUCAAGGAAAUCAACUAUUGCUAGUGUACGAGUACAUGGAAAAUAACUGUGUAUCUCGUGCUCUUUUUGGCAAAGGCCCAAUCUGCAAAAUGAAAUUAGACUGGCCGACACGAAGGAAAAUUUGCCUAGGAAUUGCAAGAGGUUUAGCAUACCUUCACGAGGAGUCAAGCAUGAAGAUAGUCCACAGAGAUAUCAAGACCAGUAAUAUUUUGCUUGACAAGGACUUCAAUCCUAAAAUAUCCGAUUUUGGCUUGGCAAAGCUACAUGAGGAUGAUAAUACCCAUAUUAGUACGCGGAUUGCAGGAACUGUGGGUUACAUGGCUCCAGAAUAUGCAAUGCGCGGCUACUUAACUAGUAAAGCAGAUAUUUACAGCUAUGGAGUUGUUGCAUUGGAGAUUGUUAGUGGGAAAAGCAAUACAAAUUAUAGGCCAGCGGAAGAUUGUGUUUAUCUUCUUGAUUGGGCUUAUGUUAUGCAAGAGCGCGGGAGUAUAUUGGAAUUGGUUGAUCCAGACUUAUGUUCCAACUACUCAACACAAGAAGCAAUGGUGGUACUAAAUGUUGCACUUUCAUGCACUAAUGCAUCUCCAACACUUAGACCAACAAUGUCUCAAGUGGUAAGCAUGCUCGAAGGCCAAACUCUCGUUCAAGAUGUCCUUUCUGAUCCAGGGAUUUCAACAACCGGUUCAGGAUUCAGAUCGAUGAGAAGUCACUUCUGGCAAACUCAAAGCCUGUCAACUGAUGGUACGCGUACUGAUUCCACUAUCUCAAUUGGAGAUGGAGAAGAAAAUGGUAUACUUCAAAGAGUUGAAUCUUCUGUACUAUCUAAUAAGUAAACAAAAUGUCCGUUAACACAUGUAAGUGUACAUAUGAACAUUUAAAUGUAGAAUGAAUCAUUACUUUAUCCAAAGAGCUGCAGCUUGAAUCUUCA